Messenger RNA from Gaeumannomyces tritici R3-111a-1, 237 nucleotides. RefSeq lists its product as hypothetical. NCBI's taxonomy places the organism in Eukaryota, Fungi, Ascomycota, Sordariomycetes, Magnaporthales, Magnaporthaceae. The transcript has a single exon. The annotation marks the transcript as partial. The record is from RefSeq and is a predicted model, not a curated record.
AUGGGGCUGCAGGGCGGCGGCGGCGGCGCGCCCAUGGGGACGAGCGCCAUGGUCGGCGUCAUCUUCGGCUCCGUCCUCAGCCUCGCCGUCGUCGCCGCCUUCCUCUUCGUCUGCUGCGUCCGCAGGCGCCGCGCCAAGUCCGAGCGCGAGUCCCGGCUGGCCAUGGCCGCGCCCGCGCCCGCGGCCCAGUACCCGGACGAGAAGGGGGCCGCCCCCGCCGCCGUCGGCAAGAGGCCC